AUGCGCCCUGCUUAUACCCUUGUUCCUGCGGUUGCCGCUAUUGGCGCGGCUGCUUCGCAACCCUCCGAUUCGUGGGUUUUCGGAAACAGUUUGUUCUAUCUCGGACCUCCUUCGGGAAAUGCGCGUAUCACAAAGGCUACAUAUUCUAUUCUGCCUCCUUCAGUCCCUACGGGUACAACUGUGUCCAACAAGAAUGACGAAGUCUGGGUCUCUGUCUGGGUUGGGGCAUCGUCAACCGCGGGAGACGACAAUGCCAACCUGUAUCAGCCGCUAUUCAACUGGUCUCCUGAUCAAGAGUCCCAGGGCUGCUCUGCCUCUGCGGACGAAUGGUGCGUCGCCGCAAGCACUUACACUCCAGAUGGCCAAAUUGGACAGGAUUAUGUGACUGUCCCUCAGAACGCCACUGUUGAAUUUGAGAUUGCUGUUGUGGAUGGGAAGGUCGUCCAGACCGUCACUAUGGAAGACAAGGUUAUCUCAAAGCAAAGUGACACUCUCGAUGCCUCCCUCCAAUACCUCUACUCCAGCAACGAGUGCUAUACAGGCUCUGGAAGCUGCGGUACACUCGCUGGUUACUCUAUCACCAACCUUACAGUUACUCUGAGCGAGGCUGACACGAACUUUGCCAAUGUCAUGAGUCUCGAUAGUGUUACCGACUCUACCUUCAAGUCCACUGAUGGCGGUAUCACCUGGCACACUGACAUGAUUACAGUCUCCAGCAUUGACUUUGACUCUUCGUCUGAUACCGAGGUUUCUUCUUAG
Penicillium cataractarum is the source of this 759-nucleotide messenger RNA. RefSeq lists its product as uncharacterized. The record is from RefSeq and is a predicted model, not a curated record. NCBI's taxonomy places the organism in Eukaryota, Fungi, Ascomycota, Eurotiomycetes, Eurotiales, Aspergillaceae. Bases 1 to 759 code for a protein of 252 amino acids. The transcript is spliced from 6 exons.